Molecule: messenger RNA, 3822 nt
Organism: Penicillium waksmanii
Lineage: Eukaryota; Fungi; Ascomycota; Eurotiomycetes; Eurotiales; Aspergillaceae
Gene: cwh41
Product: mannosyl-oligosaccharide glucosidase
Exons: 9
Coding region: 1-3822 (1273 amino acids)
Biological process (GO): protein N-linked glycosylation; oligosaccharide metabolic process
Cellular component (GO): endoplasmic reticulum membrane
Molecular function (GO): Glc3Man9GlcNAc2 oligosaccharide glucosidase activity; oxidoreductase activity
Source: RefSeq, a predicted model, not a curated record
AUGACUGCCUCUGCAGAUCGUCGUGAAAUCGUCGUUAUUGGCGGUGGUAUAAUUGGAUGCUGCUCAGCAUACUUCCUCACAAGACACCCCUCCUACGACCCAACUCGUCACAAAAUCACCCUCCUCGAAGCCACCGAUAUAGCCGGCGGGGCAUCUGGCAAGGCCGGCGGAUUGCUUGCGCAAUGGGCCUAUCCGAACAACCUCGUGGAUCUCAGCUACCCACUACACGCGCAACUUGCAAAAGAACACGACGGGAAAAAUAGAUGGGGCUACCGAGAGACCAACUGCGGCCAAAUCGUCGUCCGCGGCCGCGCAAUGACCGACAAACCCGCCACUAACAACAACAAACCCUCCGGCGAAUCCCUACAGAAACGCAGCACCGCCGCAAUGUCGAAACUAAAGUCUUCCAACACGCCCGAGGAUCUUGACUGGAUUGAACCGGAUCUUCUACGCGCCUACGAGAGUAUGAGUGGGCCUGGUGAAACUGCCCAGGUCCACCCUUACCUCUUCACCACGUCCAUGGCCAAGCUAGCAGAGGAGAAAGGCGCGGAAAUUAUCCUAGGACAAGUCACUGAUAUUUCCCGUCCAGAUGGCGCAGUUGAAUCUGUCACAUAUACCGACAAGACCUCUGGAGACUCACGUACGAUCCCGGCAACGGAUGUCAUUGUCGCUGCGGGACCAUGGACUAGCAAAGUCCUUCCCGAAGCGCCCAUUGCAGCUAUGCGUGCACACAGUGUUGUCAUCCGACCAACUCGGCCGGUUAGUGCGUAUGCGCUUUUUACGAAUAUCGAGCUGCCGGCCAAUUUUAACCCGAAUGUUAAGUCGAGGCCUACGGCGGCGGCACCGGAGAUCUAUGCGCGUCCGGACGAUACUGUUUAUGCUUGUGGGGAUGGUGAUAAGAUUGUCCCUCUGCCUGCGACGUCUGCGGAUGUGGAAAUUGAUCAGGAACGGUGCCAGGAGAUUAUUGAUCAGGUUGGAAGUAUUUCUGAUGAGCUGCGGGAUGGGACGGUUCAAGUUCGACAGGCUUGCUACUUGCCUAAUAGUACUGGGUUUGGUGGGCCUUUGGUUGGAUUGACUCAUGAUAAGGGAUUGUAUCUUGCUUCUGGACAUACUUGCUGGGGUAUCCAGAAUGGUCCUGGUACAGGCAAGUUGAUGAGUGAGUUUGUAUUUGAUGGGAAGGCGAAGAGUGCUAAGAUUGGAUCGUUGGAUCCUCGGGACCAGUUCAAGCUCCGCCCUCCGCUGCAACUUGAACUUCUGUCAACUCUCCGAAAGUCCAUUGAUGCCCGUGCAAAGAUGCGACUUUUCGGUGUCUCCCUACUAACAUCGGUCCUCUUUGCGACCGGGAUCUCAGCAAACAAUGAUCCCACCGAUGCCUCAAUCCUAAUCAACGAGGCCGCUCGCGCCAACAACCACUCCCUGCUAUGGGGCCCCUACAAGUCCAACCUGUACUUCGGAGUACGCCCUCGCAUUGCGAACAGCCUAGCUGCUGGAUUGAUGUGGGCCAAGGUCGAUGACUUUGCCACUGCGCAGCAGAGUGAAGUGAAAGGAAGUGCUGACUUUGACACCAUUAAAGACUUCAGACACACCUGCGAACAAAAUGAGGGUAUGGCUGGAUAUGGCUGGGACGAAUAUGAUGUGCGGAAGGGUGGACGAGAGACUAUCCACGAUGCUGGGAACAGUCUAGACCUCACGAUUGAUUUCGUCAAGGUCCCUGGCGGCCAGCAUGGUGGUAGCUGGGGAUUCCGCGUGAAGGGUACCCCUCGUGAAGACGGCAGCCCUGACCAGCCCACCACGAUGAUCUUCUAUACGACCCUUGAAGGACUCGGCGAAGUGGGCGUUGAUAUGGACACGGCUUCCUUGAGCUCCCCACUUGACGGCGACUUGAAAUUCACCGGCUACUCCUCGGAGCUGGGCGACUUCUCCAUCGAUGUCACCUCUGGCCCGGAGAGUAAUGAGUAUUUCAGCCACAACCACCCUACCAAUGAUGAGAAGCCAUUAGGGCACGGAGUCGUGUCAAGUGCGACUAUGCCGCAAGAGGCACUCUGGCAAGCUAAGGGCAUUCUGUUCACUCAAAUGAAGGGCGAGGUUGAGAAGACCAUCGAGCAGCAUGGAACCGAUAACCCCCCUCCUCCGGCACAGUUGUUUACUAUUCCUCACAUUCCUGGACAGGGUAAUGUUCACAUGGUCCAGAAGGUCUUCACUGGCGCAUUCGAGUUUGAUGUUCUUUUCUCUUCUGGAUCGGCUUCUGAGCCCAUGACUUCGGAGACUAUGAACAAGGAGCUCGAGGACGCCUCCCUUUCGUUUUCGCAGAGGUUCAAGGAAGUUUUGGAGCCAAAGGCGCCCUUCAAGUCGGAAGAGUAUUCGAGAUUCUCCAAGGCUAUGCUCUCCAAUUUGAUUGGUGGUGUUGGAUUCUUCCACGGUGACGAUGUCGUCGACCGCUCCGCCUCUCCUGCUUAUGACGAGGAAAACGAAGGCUUCUGGGAGGAGACUGCCCAGGCGAGGGCUGCCGCACAGCCCGUAUUCGAGGGCCCCAAGGAUCUCUUUACCUGCGUUCCUUCUCGGCCAUUCUUCCCUCGAGGUUUCCUCUGGGAUGAGGGUUUCCACCUGAUGCCUGUCAUGGAGUAUGACUCUGAUCUUGCUCUCGAGAUCAUCAAGAGUUGGUUCCACCUGAUGGACGAGGACGGAUGGAUCGCCCGUGAACAGAUCCUUGGCCAAGAAGCCCGCAGCAAGGUUCCGCAAGAAUUCACAGUUCAAUAUCCCCACUACGCCAACCCGCCUACUCUUUUCAUGGCCCUGGAAGCCUUCAUGGACAAAUCGAGAACCAACAAGAACAAAAGCGACGAGUCGGAAUCUCUCGAUAUUCCCGAUGUAGCAGAGAACCUCCGCACCGCGACCCUGCGAAACCCCGAACUAUCUGAAGCCUACCUCCGCUCCUUCUACCCUCUAAUGAAGAGACAUUACAACUGGUUCCGCAACACCCAACGCGGCGAUAUCAAAUCGUAUGACCGCGAGGCAUUCUCGACCAAGGAAGCCUACCGCUGGCGUGGCCGCUCUGAGCAGCACAUCCUGACCUCUGGUAUCGACGACUACCCUCGCGCCCAGCCGCCUCACCCGGGUGAGCUGCACGUGGAUCUAAUUAGCUGGAUGGGCAUGAUGACUCGUACUCUGCGCCGUAUCGCCGAGACCCUGGGCGAGGAAGAUGAUGCGGAGGAAUUCGCGUACUACGAGAACGCCAUCACUCGCAACAUUGACGAUCUGCACUGGAACGAGAAGGAACAGACCUUCUGUGAUGCUACUAUUGAUGAAUUCGAGGAGAGCGUUCACGUCUGUCACAAGGGUUAUAUCUCUAUCUUCCCCUUCCUGACUGGAAUGCUGGGACCCGAUAGUCCCCGUCUCAAGGCUGUGCUGGAUCUCAUCCAUGACCCUGAAGAGUUGUGGAGUGACUAUGGCAUUCGCAGUUUGAGCAAGAAGGAUAAGUUUUACGGUACUGAGGAAAAUUAUUGGAGAAGUCCGAUCUGGAUGCCUAUUAACUAUCUGGUAUUGAAGAAUCUCUACGACACCGCCAUCACAAACGGUCCUCACCAGGAACAAGCUCGGGAAAUGUACUCUCAGCUGCGCCAGAACCUGGUUGAGAACAUCUUCAAGGAGUGGAAGGAAACUGGUUUCGCCUGGGAACAAUAUAAUCCGGACACGGGUAAGGGACAGCGAACUCAGCACUUUACCGGCUGGACCAGUAUGGUGGUGAACAUGAUGUCCAUGCCUGAUCUCAGCAAGAGUGCAAACAAGCACAAGCAUGCGUCCGAGUCGCAUGACGAGCUGUAG